AUGAUAGAUCACGUCUUGGGGAGACCUUCUACGCGUUUCCGUAAGAUCCAGGUUUUCGCUGUGGUUUCCUUCUGGUCACUUUAUCUUCUGCGCGCGAACAAGCAUGGCCCGCCUUUUAUUCGAUCUCUUUCCAGAUAUUGCAGCAGCAGGCUAAGUGCCUGGCAGACCACCGUCAUUAUCUUUCUAUGGCUCUAUGUCUGCCGCAACUUUGGCAAGAUCGUCGGCCUGGAAUGCCCGGAGCCCUUGGCGAACCUCUACUCGCGAUCUUUCUUUCGCGCGACUUGGAUCACAACUGGGUUGGACGCUGGAUUCUGGACUGCUAUGAAUAUCAAGCCCAAAUGGCUACGGGAUUUGGCUUCCUUGGUUUUCACUGUCUACUAUCUCAUCGCCGCAGAGGCAGCGGAUGAAAAGGUCCGGAAGGUUCGGGGUACCCUGAAUCUGGAACAUUUGAGGGUUUCCUGGAAUAAAGCUACGUCGCCCUACCUAUGGGUAUUGGCGAGUUUGCUCCGACCUCGAUUGACUCGGUAUUCGCCUCGAGCGAUUCGCAUUGCGCGCCCGCUCCACUCCGUCCACGGUGAUCCUGUGAAUGCAUGGCUGUACUUUGAUGGGCCUCUGAGUGCGCUCAAAGACCAAACUAAAAUCAUUCUGGACAUUCCAGGAGGUGGCUUUGUUGCUAUGGGACCUCGAAGUUCUGAAGACAAGUUAUUGUCGUGGGCAGGACGGCUGAAAGUGCCGGUGUUGAGCAUCGACUACAAAAAGGCUCCAGAAUUUGCGUAUCCGUAUGCGCUACAUGAGUGCUACGAUGUUUAUCACACGAUCAUGUCUACAAAUGGCCGUUGUCUUGGGAUGAGUGGCUUGACACGCCCGCGAGUUGUGGUGACGGGAGAAAGUGCGGGCGGCAAUCUAGCAGUCUCGAUGACCCUGAUGGUCUUGCAGUCGGCUAUGGCACAAGGCUGGAAGGGUGACGAUGUAAUACCUCGUCCAGACGGGCUAGUCCUGGCAUAUCCGGCGCUCAACAUGAGAGUCGAAAGCUGGAUGACCGACGAGCAAAUGUCAUUGAUCCAGGAUAAAAGCUCCCGCCAGACCAACCGAAGUGUUCUGCAACGGAAACAGGAUCAAUAUCGCAAACUAACGCCGUACACGUCCCCGGGUCAUUCGGUUGAGAACUUGACAGCAAUCACGAAACAAGAACCCCAGAAAGAUGAGCAAGUCAAUGUUGCAUCCGAGACCUCAAAAGCACUCCGCGAGAAGCUGAAAAAGAGUGAGGAUCUGAAUAAUAACGCACUCUCUCAGCCCGAGGACCAAGUCCAACCUAUCAAAACGAGACUGGCCGUUUCUUCAAUGAUAUCCUACGUUCAUGAUCGGAUUCUCACACCUGAAAUGAUGCGAGCUAUGAUCAUCCUCUACAUUGGACCUCAUCACCGUCCGGACUUCAAUACCGACUUCUACCUGUCCCCGGUUCUUGCACCGGAUUCACUUCUCGCAGCUUUCCCCAAAACCUACAUCUUGACCGGCGAGCGCGACCCCUUGGUUGAUGAUACAGUCAUUUUCGCAGGCAGACUGCGCCAAGCAAAGCUUCAUCAAUUCCAUGAACGUCAAGACCUAGGUCUAGAGAAAUCGGGACACCAAUUCAACGAGAAGGAUCAUGUCGAGGUCUCGCUUAUCCCGGGUGUGUCGCAUGGGUUCAUGCAAAUGGCCGGAUUCUUCCCGGAUGCAUGGAAAUACAUCAAUCGCAGCGCGAGUUGGAUUGAGAACAUCUUCAAUUCUAUGGAGGUAGAUGACUCUGAAUACAGUCUUCUUCAAGCAUCUCAGAGCUCUGGUGUGAGGUCUUCCCAAAAGUGGAAGAGCGCCACCAAGAGUAACGGGGGUGUCAAAGGCUACCACAGCAACCAUCACCGCCGUUUCACGGGCGAGUCUUCAGCGGAUGAGGACAGGCCGUUAGAGAUGAGUAUGAGCAAGAUUAAAUCUUCGCCUCACAUGUCAGAUCAACCCGAAACUCGCGUGCGUCGCAGAAGAUCUCGUUCAUCAUUUGCCUCCUCUCGAUUGACCGGGUUCACAAGCGCUGGAAUCGAGUCUGGCCAUACAAGGGAAUUCAUUGCAAAACUGAAACGCCUUGAGCUCGACAGGCAAGAUCAAGACACAUUUGAUGAGGUCAACAGUGCACCAGUAAGCCCAGGAACUGCUCGUCCACGUGGUCGAAGUAUUGCAUCUUUAGAUAGCGAAGAAGAUCUUUUAGAUCGGCGGAUGAACGGGAUUGCGGGUGGUCUUAUGGGAAUGGGAGAGGGUGCGCGCACACCUGGGACAUGA
Molecule: messenger RNA, 2307 nt
Organism: Penicillium cinerascens
Lineage: Eukaryota; Fungi; Ascomycota; Eurotiomycetes; Eurotiales; Aspergillaceae
Product: putative lipase
Exons: 3
Coding region: 1-2307 (768 amino acids)
Biological process (GO): triglyceride catabolic process
Cellular component (GO): cytosol
Molecular function (GO): sterol ester esterase activity; triacylglycerol lipase activity
Source: RefSeq, a predicted model, not a curated record